Messenger RNA from Rasamsonia emersonii CBS 393.64, 1278 nucleotides. Its product is annotated as BAR domain protein. NCBI's taxonomy places the organism in Eukaryota, Fungi, Ascomycota, Eurotiomycetes, Eurotiales, Trichocomaceae. The coding region runs from base 1 to 1278 and encodes 425 amino acids. Gene Ontology annotation, molecular function: protein binding. The transcript has 5 exons. Gene Ontology annotation, cellular component: cytoplasm. The record is from RefSeq and is a predicted model, not a curated record.
AUGAACGUCAACAAGAAAUUCGAUCGUUUCAAGCAAUGGGCCGGGGAGAGAAUGGGGGGCGAGGCCAAGACAAAUCUAUCGGAUGAUUUCAAAGCAUUGGAGGCGGAAAUGAACCUCAGACAUGAAGGGAUGGAUCGAUUGCAUAAAUCCAUGACCGCAUAUAUAAAAGCCAUAUCGAAGCGCAGUGAGGGAGAAGAUAAGGAGAAAACUCUUCCUAUUGCUCACCUGGGUAGCUGCAUGGUCAACCAUGGAGAAGAGUUUGACACGAAUUCCCAAUUUGGACAAUGCCUGAUAUUAUGUGGAAGAACCCACGAACGUCUGGCGCGGAUGCAGGAGAGCUACGUUAUGCAAGCGACAUCGAGCUGGCUUGAGUCGCUUGAACGAUCUCUCGCCCAAAUGAAGGAUUAUCAGCUCGAGAACCGCCGCCUCGCCUAUGAUGCUGCUCUGGCGAAAAUGCAGAAAGCAAAAAAAGAGGAUUCCCGAAUCGAGGAGGAAUUUCGGACUCAGAAGGCGAAAUAUGAAGAGGCAAACGAAGACGUAUACCGUCGAAUGCAGGAUAUUAAGGCCUCAGAGGCCGACAGCAUUUCGGAUCUCACGUCGUUCUUGGAAGCGGAGCUGAAUUUCCAUGAAAGAUGUCGUGAAGUCCUUCUUCAGCUGAAGAAUGACUGGCCCGCACUUCAAUCUCAGGCGCAGACACCCAACGGACGCCGUACUGGUCGUCUUCGAUCGAAUACUGCUCACUCAUUCCACGAACGUUAUGAAUCCGUGAAAGAGGAGCCUUCUGCGGCAUCUCCGGCACCGCGUCACUCCAUAAAAUCAAAUAGGUAUUCCAUCUCAAACCCGUUGGAUACCUCUUCCAGGGAAUUCUCUUCCGAUUCGGCUCCACAGCGACCUGUCCUCAACAGAGCUCCUACCUUCGAAGGACCUACCCAGCUACGGGGAGAUCCGUCGCCUGCUACGUCCCAAGCACCGAGUGGUGCUUCUAACGAGAACCUCUCUAUUCGUACAGCCCGCUCCUCUCUUCGACCAGUUAGCAAGAUCUACGGCGAUACCUUUGAUCCUCAGGAUGAUUCUGCAUCAUAUGGCAGCCCCUAUGAUGAGAGAUCUGCCUCUCCGGCGACUUCUCAAGGCAGCGCUUUCUCGCGAACUCCGAGUUCUACUACGGUAAACAGUGUCAUCGGAAAGAAACCUCCGCCGCCUCCUCCCUCUCGUGCAAAGAAACCGCCGCCUCCUCCGCCGCCGACAAAAAGAAACCUGGUUGGAGCAUGUGAUGUGUAA